GAGCAACUGCAGGGUCAUGUUUGGCCGGCCUGGCUGGUUAGCAAUCGAAACUCAGAGCCAAGUCUCUGUGCAUAAUUAGCGGGUUAAGAAUUGUGAUUGUGGGCCCAAGUUAGCUGUAGCUCUCUGCAUGGUUCGUUAUUAUCUCCAAGGGGAUGGAGGGUAGGGUAAGGAAACUGCUCAUGGCCCCUACCUACUGUCUGGAAGAUCAAGAACUGACACAAACCUCAGUCUGAACUCAAACUGGAUUUUUGGUUUUUUUUGAGGUUUGGAAAAAUUCACAUCAAUUUCCUUUAAAGAUCCUUUUUUUUUUUUCACUCGCCUGUCCUGAUGCAAAAGGCUGAAUUCCCCUGAGAUGGCCCAUUGCCAGGACACUUGCCUGAAAUCCCCACUGGGGAAAAGACUCGUCUCACAAAGCUUUCAACACAGUUUUGAAGCCCCAGGAGGUUCAAAAGAAGGCAAUUUGACUGAUUUAUCAAACCUGUGUACUUCCAAUCUUCUUAUACGGAUCUGAAACAGGGAUGCUGCUUCAACAAGACAACAGGAGGCGUUUCAUGUGUGUUGCCAGCAGCAGCUAUUGAGCAGAAGAUGGUUUGAUUUUUAGCAGUAAUAGGGAUAUAUUAUUGAGAUGUAGCCUGGAGAGGAUUGAAGUCCUCACUGGUCAUUGCUGCCUUGUGCUUUAUGGUCAGAUACCCACCUCGGUGAUAGUCACCGCUCAUUGGGGCCUGAAGAUUGGACUUGAAGUCAACAGGGAAUUUGCCUGGCUAUGGACUGGCAGUGGCCACAUGAUUGUCCAUGAUUAACCUGGCUGCACCAGCUUGGUCCCGUGGAUGAACAGGAGCUGAGGGGGCUGAUCUCCAAAGCCAGCGCCCGCCUCUCCUGCUGCCCGCAUCUCAUCCCCUCCCGACGUGUGGGGCUUCAGAGCCAGCAAACCCCCAAUGCCUAAGAACAGCAAAGUGACGCAGCGAGAGCACAGCAGCGAGCAUGUCACCGAAUCGGUGGCCGACCUGCUGGCCCACGAGGAGCCCGUGGACUACAAGCACAGCGUCUUGAACAUGACGGGCAAGGCCUGGGACAAGCAGAAGGACGUGAAGGAAGAUCUGGACUCUGAGAAGCGGCCAGCGUGGAACAGCAAACUGCAGUACAUCCUGGCCCAGAUCGGGUACUCGGUGGGGCUGGGGAACGUCUGGCGGUUUCCAUACUUGUGUCAAAAAAACGGAGGAGGUGCCUACCUGGUCCCCUACCUUGUGCUGCUCAUCAUCAUCGGGCUCCCUCUCUUCUUCCUGGAGCUGGCCGUGGGUCAGAGAAUCCGCCGGGGCAGCAUCGGUGUGUGGAAUUACAUCUGCCCCCGCCUGGGGGGCAUUGGAUACGCCAGCUGUCUCGUCUGCUUCUUUGUCGGUCUCUAUUAUAAUGUGAUCAUCGGCUGGAGCAUCUUUUACUUUUUUAAAUCCUUCCAGUAUCCGCUCCCCUGGAGUGAGUGCCCCAUUGUUAAAAAUGGCACAAUGGCCGUGGUGGAGGCAGAAUGUGAGAAGAGCUCCGCAACCACCUACUUCUGGUACCGCGAGGCUCUGGAGAUUUCCAACUCCAUCUCAGAGAGUGGAGGGCUCAACUGGAAGAUGACCCUAUGCCUGCUGACGGCCUGGAGUGUCGUGGGAUUGGCCGUGAUCAAAGGAAUUCAGUCCUCAGGGAAGGUGAUGUACUUCAGCUCCCUCUUCCCGUAUGUGGUGCUCCUUUGCUUCCUGGUGCGGGGGCUGCUCCUGAGGGGGGCGAUAGAUGGGAUCCUGCACAUGUUCACUCCUAAGCUUGACAAGAUGCUGGACCCCCAGGUGUGGCGAGAGGCGGCCACUCAGGUCUUCUUCGCCUUGGGCCUGGGCUUUGGAGGUGUCAUCGCUUUCUCCAGCUACAACAAGCAGGACAAUAACUGCCACUUCGAUGCUACCCUUGUCUCCUUCAUCAACUUCUUCACCUCCGUGUUGGCCACCCUGGUGGUCUUUGCUGUGCUGGGGUUCAAGGCCAACAUCAUGAAUGAGAAAUGUGUGGUGGAGAACACUGAGAAGAUCCUGGGAUACCUGAACAGCCACGUCCUGAGCCACGACCUCAUCCCACCCCACGUGAACUUCUCCCAUCUCACGGCCAAGGACUACAGCGAGAUGUACCAAGUGAUCAUGACGGUGAAGGAGAAUCGCUUCAAGGAGCUGGGCUUGGACGCUUGCCUGCUAGAGGAUGAGCUCAACAAGUCAGUGCAGGGAACUGGCCUGGCCUUCAUCGCCUUCACCGAAGCCAUGACCCAUUUCCCAGCUUCUCCUUUCUGGUCUGUGAUGUUCUUCCUGAUGCUGAUAAACCUGGGGCUUGGCAGCAUGAUUGGGACUAUGGCGGGUAUCACCACCCCUAUCAUUGACACCUUCAAGGUGCGGAAGGAAGUUUUCACAGUUGGCUGUUGCAUCUUCGCCUUCUUGAUAGGCUUGAUCUUCGUGCAGCACUCGGGGAAUUACUUCGUCACCAUGUUUGACGAUUACUCCGCCACGCUGCCUCUCACGGUCGUCGUGAUCCUGGAAAACAUUGCCGUGGCCUGGAUUUAUGGCACCAAGAAAUUCAUGCAGGAACUGACAGAAAUGCUGGGCUUCCGGCCAUACAUCUUCUACUUCUACACCUGGAAGUACAUCUCUCCCCUCUGCAUGGCUGUGCUAAUGACUGCCAGCAUCAUCCAGCUCGGAGUCAACCCACCGGGAUACAGUGCUUGGAUCAGAGAGGAGGCUGCGGAGAAGUUCCUCUAUUACCCAAUGUGGGCUGUGGCCAUCCUCAUCUCUCUCAUCAUCCUGGCCACCCUCCCACUGCCCGUGGUCUUCAUCCUCCGUCAGUUUCACCUGGUGUCCGAUGGCUCCAAUGCCCUCUCCGUCACCUACAAGAAGGGCCGGAUGAUGAAGGACAUCUCCAACCUGGAGGACAAUGAUGAGACUCGCUUCAUCUUGAGCAAAGUGCCCAGCGAGACCCAGUCCCCGAUGCCCACGCACCAUUCCUACCUGGGCCCGGGAAACGCUUCCCCAAUGGAGAUGAGCAGUGCAUCCAACGGACGCUAUGGGAGUGGGUACCACUUGGCCAGCACCCCUGAAUCUGAACUGUGAUGGCCACCCGCCAGCCCUCGGCCCACCCACACCCCCAGCGCCUAGGAAAGGAGGCAACUGGGGAAUGGAUCAUGUCUGUUUGUGGAACAAAAAGAAAAAAAGAAGAAACCCUUCCUAGAAUGUUAGCAAGUAAGCAGCCACUUCCCUAUCAAGGUUGGGAAGAAGGGAUCGUGGGAGGGCGUCGGAUUUCCCUCUCGGCAAUCUCCAAUCAAAAAGGCAGGAUCCCUUGUCAGCUGCCCUUGUGAAAAAACAAAAACAAAAAACAAAACAAGAAACAAGACACUGCAAUAAAUUUGAUCGGUGCAGUUCCAGAGAGAGAAAAUUGGAGACCAAACCAAGCAUCUCCUGAUUUCCAAGCAUCGGGAGUUCAGAAAAGGGAUACAAAAUGAGGCGACAGCCAAAGACGUUUCCUCUUAUAACCUGGAGUUAUUCCCCCUCCUCUUGUUUUCCUCUAGUUAGGAGAAGAGAUGGCUCUUAUUCCACUGGUCACAUUGGACCACCCAUGUUCAUAGCCCGAUGGACAGCCAUCUCCUGAUGGGGUUUUCGCUGGGGUGGUGAUUGUGGCACCUCCUUUGGUUUUGUAGCUCUGGAGACACCCAAAGAGCUCAGCUUUAGUGGACAUUUCUUACCCAGCGGAGACGCAUCUUGAGUGGACAACACUUUACAGUGAGCGGCAGCGACUAGCUGAUCCUUUGGUAUCUGUUGUGUUACUAUAGAUGUUGGUUUGAUGCACAUGGGAAAUAUGCCCAUGUGUCAUGUCAGGGUGGGGUGGAAUCUCAUUCUAAACUGAGCUGCAAUGAGCACACCCACUUAUUAUACAGUGUUACUCCAUCCAAAGUGGCACAGGACCUCCGGUGCAACCACGAUUUCAGGUGUGUGAGCAUGUGCCAUGUCCAUAGGCCAGAAUUUGAGCAGGGUUACACGGGUGUAGAUCAGGGGUGACCCCUGGAGUCAUUCCUGAUUUUCAGCUGGGUAACUGUGAGCAAGCUCCAGCCCCAGGAUUUUCAUUUUCAAUGCACUGUGUGAAAGAAACCCCCUGGCCUGAUGAAUGGUAUACCCUAGCCCUCCUAGAUACAGAGAUGAGUGGAGAGAAGCUGGGGUUAUUGGAUUCUGAUUUCAAUCUUAGGCUAGCUUUUGGAGGAAAUAGACCUCCAUGAUCUAAAUUCCACCCUUAUUCAGAGUGGUAUCAUCUGCGUGUAAUGGAAGCUGACUGUGUGUGUUUCUUCCAUGCAUCUACAAGCAAGGCUCUAAAUUCCUCCCCGGUGUAUCUCCAUAGACGUCAGUGGCCUCCAGCAGGGGGGUAGUUGGCUCAGAGGCUCCGUGCCGAGUUUGCAGCAGCUGAGCUGUGCACUCUGUGUUACGGAGUCUCCUGUAGGUUAGUGCCAGGUCUUGGCAUUUCUGGUGGCGAGCCCCUGUCUGUCACACCCAUCCAUGAGACUUAGGGCUUGUAUAGGGGCAGUAAUUGUGGGUCUCUCCCAUCCAUCUGAGGGAGGUUAGGAUCUAUCUUGUGGCAGGGAGGGCCUCUCCUGGUGGGCAGGGUCUCCUUGGGAGCAGAGAGAGUCAUUACCCACAUCCAUUUGUGGGUCUCAGUGGGGCAGCAAGUUUUAUUGAUCCUGUUUCCCGUAUCCCUCUGGGAUAGGGGAAGCUGCUGUCUCAUCAGCUCACAAACUGCUGGCAUCCAACCAGUUCACUGAGAUCUUAAAGACUUGAGUCCAUUUUUAACCUGCCCUUCCUUAUGCCUUGUACUUAGCGCCAGCUCGAUGGUAUUUCAUGCCAGCGCAUAGGCCAGGGUGAUCUCCCCUUGUCCUUGCAAGGGCUGGGAGACCUUCUCCCCUCUCAUCCUUUGCUUUCCCCUCUGCUGAGGGUCGAUCCCCUCUUGGGUAAACAUGGGAAGACCGAAGGAUGGGUGAAAAGCCCUGGAGCUUUCUGCUGCUUCAUUCGUUUCCAUUAGCACUGUUUCCACGCAUAGGUCCAUCUCUUUUGAGACUUCCCUCAUGCAACCUGUGAGCCUUUAAAUAAUAACCCUUGGCCCUUCUAUUACCUGUCAUCCAAGGGUCUGGAAGCACUUCAAGAACAUUAAUUGAGCCCCGGAGUAGCCAUUUUACAGGUGGGGAAACUGAGGCACAGACUGGGCCUUGGUUACCAUGUGAAGCAGUGGCACUGCUCGGAAUCAAACCCAUGACACCCGAUUCCCUAUCCCUGUGCUAAAAAUUGGGCCUUCUCCCCUGGCUACCCGUGGGGCUUUUCCAAGGUAAGGUCACAUGACUCAGCAACCACAGGCAAGGGAUACCUACCUCUCCCUUGCAAUCUUCUGGGUUCGAUACAGUGUGGCCAUAUUUUGUGCACCAGUGUGGCGUUCAGUUAGGGUGACUUACGUACCCUGGGGCGGAACAACGCGUAGCUGGAGAGACAACUAGCAAGCGGGUCUAUGAUGAAGUAGAACAACCUCCUCCUUUAUUUUAUGCUCUCAACCCUCUCCUAAUAUACUGGGGUCAUAUUCAGGCUUAAGUGGAUACAGCUUCAAUUGCUUUCAAUGGAAGCUACACCUGCUCACAUCAGAGCUGAAUGAGGUCCGCAAAGAAUGCCAAACAGGCCCGAUUCAGAUCCGACAGUGCUUUUAUCCUGGUGUAACUCCAUUGAUGCCAGUGCAGACACUCCUGAUCUGCACUGGUGUAGAUGAGAUCAGAAUUGGGUCCAAUGGGCCAAAUCCAUGUGGUGUAAAGUAGUGUAGCUCCACUGUUACUCCAGUUUACACCAGCUGGAGAGCUUGCCCCAGGGGGGUAAGUUACACUGGCUUUGCUUGCUCACUGGUCCCCCCUCUGAUCCCUCCACCCCCAUUGAAAGCGAUUUUCCCCUGCCUCUGGGUUAGGAUGUUAGCCUACGAUAUGGGAGACAGACCUUAAUUCCUUGCGCUGCCACAGAUAUCUUGUGGGACCUUAGGCAAGUCCCUCAGGCCCCGAUCCUGGAAGGUAUUUGGGCCCCCAACUCCCAUUGCAAUCAACCGAAAUACCUUUCAGGAUCUGGGCCUUUGUCUCCCUGUGCCUCAAUUCUCCCGCAGUGACAGCACGGCUCUGCCUUGCUGGGGGUUGAGCAUCAACACACAUACAAAAGAUUGUGACGUGCUCAGCUACUACACUAGUGGGGUAUACGCACUGCAGCUAGACAGAGAGCGUGAGAUGCAAAUCAGGCCCACCUCCACCCGUUUGCACCCAAUGAGUCCCAAACA
Messenger RNA from Dermochelys coriacea (leatherback sea turtle), 6345 nucleotides. It is a transcript of the gene SLC6A17, whose product is annotated as solute carrier family 6 member 17. Gene Ontology annotation, biological process: sodium ion transmembrane transport; glycine transport; proline transport. Bases 936 to 3119 code for a protein of 727 amino acids. The transcript has 12 exons. The record is from RefSeq and is a predicted model, not a curated record. Gene Ontology annotation, cellular component: synaptic vesicle; plasma membrane. NCBI's taxonomy places the organism in Eukaryota, Metazoa, Chordata, Testudines, Dermochelyidae.